AUGGCUCCUUUAGGGCAUACGUUAUACGGCAACUCCAAGAUUCCAAGAAACGUUCUCCAAGAAAAGAACGAGCAGAUUGUCUCCCUGCUCUUCGUCUGGAAAGAGAACCUCCCCGAAGCUCUCCAAGUCGACCUCGAGGAUACCGAAGGAACAUACCUGCCACACGUCCUUCUCCUCCACAUGCAAUACUACCAGAACGUAAUCCACGCCCACCGCCCCUGGAUGUCCUCCUCCUACCUCCAGCCGCAGCCGCCGCAGGGCCCGGGCUACAUGCACGCGCAGCGCAUGUGCAUCGAGUCCGCCGCCGCCGUCGCCAAGCUCAUCCUGCUCUACGAGCGCCGCUAUUCGCUGCGCCGCGUCAACAUCCAGGGCGUCGCCGUCAUCUUCUCCGCCGCCAUCAUCCUCAUCUUCGCGUCCAUGUCGCGCCGUCGCCGCCGCCGCCGCGCCAAGACCGCCGAGACCGCCACGCACCUGAGCGUCUGCUUCCGCGCGCUCGAGGAGCUGUCCGCCUCGUGGGAGUGCGCCAAGCGCUCGCGCGACUUUCUGCUCAUGCUGCAGCGCAAGUGGGAGCUGAAGUCGCGACGGCUGAGCGGGGCGGCGGCGGCGGCGGCGAGACGGCCGGGGAUGGGACCGACGUCGGGUGGUGGAGGGUUGGUGAGGGCGGCCUCCGCGGGGAACCAGUCGAGGAAGAGGGCGAGGACGGAUAGCCCUGCGGGGUCGAGAAGCGUGGGCAGCUUUCAGAGCAUAUCGCCGUCGCAGCAGCCGGGAGAUCCGGGUGUGGUGGAUGAGAGGGGGGAGGUCGACCACGAGGGGAUUGAUAUGGAUAUGCGGCUUGACCUCGACUGGGUCUUUGCCGCGGGAGGACAGGCCAUGCCCGGAAGUUGGGACGGUUUGCUGCCUCCUGACGCGUUGUACUUCAACCACGAUGCCCCGGAGUAG
Colletotrichum chrysophilum is the source of this 939-nucleotide messenger RNA. RefSeq lists its product as uncharacterized. The record is from RefSeq and is a predicted model, not a curated record. The transcript is spliced from 3 exons. Bases 1 to 939 code for a protein of 312 amino acids. Lineage: Eukaryota; Fungi; Ascomycota; Sordariomycetes; Glomerellales; Glomerellaceae.